Amoebophrya sp. A25 is the source of this 9110-nucleotide messenger RNA. Lineage: Eukaryota; Dinophyceae; Syndiniales; Amoebophryaceae. The record is from the annotation of a GenBank genome assembly.
AUGUAUGCCAUAUCUGAUUUGGCUUAUACUGGUACAAUGUGGUACGCUAGCGCCGCGAUGACGUUAUACACCUACUUUAUGGUCCUCUUUUUAGAUUGAGGUUUAUUCCUGGAGCUGAGUGUAGAUCUGUAGACGAUUUUCUGGCAAAUUACGUAAUACACGUUUAGAAUUAAUAGGAAAAAAAACACUCACAGCAAGAAAUUUGUUAGGAGCAAAAAGCACUAGCAUGCUCUUCUUCUUCAUAUACAUAAAGGAUAAUCUCGAUUGACGGCACAGGUUUACCCUGUGGACGGCGAGUCAGAUCAUAUGCUAUCCUGAAGUAACCUUUCUCACGACACUCUACCCUUCUUCGCCGGAGUAAGUAACUUUGACCUUUCUCAUUCUCAAUCUAAUUUUUGGCGGUUUCAUUUUUAAUUUUAUCAACAAGAUAGAUUCUUUCAUCUUUAAUUUUAGCCUUUGUUUAACACUCUAAGCUUUGGCGGUUUCAUUUUUUUCCCGAGGGAUGGAAGAAUUGGAUGUGGACGUAUACUCCUUGGUUAGUCGAAACCUGGAACUGGGUCAACGCUUUUGCAAACGGAGGCUUCGCGGUACUAAUGAUUUUUGAAAUUGUUCUACGACUAGUGAACGAACAGUAGUCAAUGGCCUCGAACGCUCGCCCCCUCAUAGGUGAGCCAACUCGUCCUAUCCUAUCCUAGAAACUUCUUGCUGUUGAAGAUUUUUAUCAGAUAACUAUACUAAGGUAGUUAUAGGUUACAGCAUACUAGGUUAUGGAAAAUCUUUCACAUUGUAUCCCCCCCAGGACAAACAUACGAACAAGGCUAACUCAAAUUGAUAGCGAUACACCUAAAUCCUAAACCCUAAACAAAACUUAGAGUACGCCGCGUGGUGGACCGGCAACAACGCUUGGGCCUCUACUGAUACUGCUGCUUUCGAAACCACGAUGCGUUCCGUGGACCCAUGCCUAAGACGGGAGCUUGUGUCUUUUUUUGUCUGGUUUCGAAUAACUAAUCAUCUCCCUCUUCAAAAAGAGUGAAUGAUGAAGAAGGGAUCUCUCAGUGAUGAUGAAUGAAUGAGAGCGCGCCCCUUGCUGGACGAGUGAUUGCUGGGCGGGUCAUGAAGCCAGAUAUGUAACAACAAAUAGUAACGAAGAAGUAGAUGAACAAUUGGAUGAGGAAAACUCCUAUACCCCACGACCAGACCACUGGGUACAACACUACUAACUCCGCUGUAGUCCUGUAGGAACAUGUGAAAGAUCAAGAAGUUCUGUUGUUCCUACAAGUCGUCUUCCUCUUCUAAUCUUAUUUGAAAUGCAUGAAAUACAUCGUGUACAUCGUGAUCUAUUCGAACAUUGGCAUUUACUGGGGCGAACGUGUGAUUCCAACUGUGCAAGCGACAAUGGUGGAAGUGGAGGCACUACUUUUUUCUUGCUUGUUGUCAUGUUGACUAUGUUGAGCAGUCACCAACACCUAACACCAGGAGUAGUAAAUUAUAAUUAACUCACCUCGUGGCCCACGUCCAGUACGUGGAGAAUAUUAACUAUCUUUCUCUCUCAAGCUCAAGGAGUAUAGGACUUUGUUGAAGAGUUGAUCUUGAUGUAGGUCUACAGGUCUAGGUGUACUACAAAUGCUUAUAAUUCUUCUCUCCUACAUCUCGGUGAACAAGACUUACGUCUCUCCCUCCUAGCACUGUUCUCUCCGCUUCAAAGCUUAUAUCUUGCCACAAGAGACAAAAGCAUGCACUCACAGUUUGAGAGUAGUGAUAGGAUCAAUUUCAAUUGAUACAUCUACUUCUCAGUUGAAUCCGCUGGCUGUGACGGCCGUAAACGUUGGCUUGGCUACCUUUUUCUUCUCGGUGAUUGUUCCGAUGGGUGCGCAGAUCAUGGCAGCUCCCAUGUUAAGGUCAGCUACAGUGUCCAUCUCUCUUAUCCGUCUUGUUCUUUCUCAGCAUCUUGUAUUCUUCUCCUGUGAAAUACAUGAAAUGCCCUUACAAAAAAAACCGCCAAUGAAUGAAUAAUGGGGUAGUUCCUGAACCCCAAGCGCUAUCCUACACUAUCCUAUCCUAUCGAGAUGAGGGGACCGGCGGGAUGAAUAAACAAUAGAGGCCAGCAAGCGGACUGCUCUAAGGAUGGUGGCAAUUGCCAGGCAGUGGGCAGAUAGAGUGGGGAUCACGGAUGAGGAAGAACUGAUGCGUCUAGAAAUGACGGGACGCAUUUUGAUGUAUGGCGGGAGCUCUUCAAGAACAAUACAUAAAAAAGUCCUUGUCGUUGUACUCCUUGUACUCCGCUGAGCAGAAUUUCACUUGCGACGCAUAAAUAUGAUGAUGAUUCCAUGAUCGAUGCAUUCGAUGUUGAAUCGUCCUUAGUCUUUAGCAGGUAGUACCGGAAGACUAAUUCAUUCUCUUCCCCUUCUUCUAAAUGUUCGCUGCAGCAGCGUAUAUGAAAGAAAAAAGUGCCCUCACACUCAAAAAAGUGGCUACUUAUUUUCCUACUUAAAUCCUAGCCAAUUUCUUGAGUGUGAGUGCACUUUUUCGCUUCAUAGCGUACCUACCUAGAAUAGUAUACAAACCAGCUACAUUCUAGACUUUAUUUAGAUGUUGAGUCCACCUUAUCUUCUAACCGCACAACGUUUGUUUCGAUGCUUUCCGCUACGCCUACGGUCGUGGUGUCUUGCUGAAGAUUAAGGGUUUCCAGAUUGCAUCCUCCUGCACGAACUUCUUCCCUGAGGACUCUUUCACUUUAAAUUCCCGAAAUUAAGUACUCGAAAACUAGAAAUUAUAAGCGAGUUCCUGACAACUGAAAUAAGACUCGUCCUGAAGGAUGCAAUGCCGGAGCCUCCAUGUAGAUCGGUCCUCUGGGUUUCACAAUCAUGCUGGUCAAGGAUUUCUGGUACGAUUUCUGGCACUUCGUCUGCCAAUACGAGCAGAGUCUUAUCGUUAUGCUAUUGCUAUACCUGUAGUUGAAUACUGGGAAAAAAUGGACGGUGAAGACUUAGUCAACACCCUAAAAAUGAUAACAGCAUGAGCAUGGAGCAUGUUCUCAAGAAUUUGCCUUUUCUUGAGUGCUGGAUAAAUAAAUAAAUUUUCGCAUUGAGUAUCAGUAUGAGCAUGCUUGCAAUUGUAUUUGUAACACGCAAUAAAAGAAGGUGGUGGACUCUUUACCCGACCAGCAUGAGACUAUGUAUACUAAUUAUACAACUCUCCUCCUGUAUAGAUGACUUAUUACUAGUGUCCUUUAGUCUAAACUUGAGAAGUACUCAAGUUUUAUUUAGGAAAGAAGUACUCAAGUUUUAAGGAAAGAAGUACCCUGAGGCCUCGGCAUUGUAAUUAGUUGAAGUUACGUUAUACCCUCUCGUCGUCCCGCCCCGCGCGUCAGAAGAUACCUCUAGAACCGGUAAAGGACUGGCGAAUGUUGAUUGGACGAGAAGGACUUGGUUAUUUUUAACACUUGCUACACAAAACCAAAAGCAGCGUUAUCUACUUCGCAGUUCACUAGUACUGACUAUUCACCGAGUUUCUGCCUUAUUGUUGCCUCUCCUCGAGUCGUGGUACAUACUGUUUUGUACGCUCUUCUUCAUAAAUGUAGUUUCUUCUUCAUCUUCUAACAAUGUUUUCAACUUGAAGCUCGACGCGUCAAAGCAUAUACCCUUGGGGGAGAUCGAUCUGCCGCCAAGGACAAAAAGUAUUUUUGAAAAAUUCUUCUAUUGAUGUGAUAGUAUAUAGACUUUGCAGCCGUCAAGCGCAACAAAUAAGAUUAAGAGUGCUUUAUUUGAAACAUUUUACUAUUGUUUGAUAUGUAUGAUAGUAUCCAUAUAGUUUGAUUCUCGCAGCUUAUGUUAUCUCUACUUCUUUACCCUUGAUACGGCCCUAGGUAGGUGCCGCGACGUCAUCACUCACGACCCCAAAAACCUCACCCCUCUCACCUCUUCAACAACCUCUUCAACAGUGUAUGCUGCCUUCAAGCGUCGACACAUGCAGCUGAACAAAUUGGAUGUUCUCACCGCAAUCUGUUGGAAAGUGCCUUUUGAUGCCGCAAAACGCAGGCAGACGUAUGGCCACUUAGCUAACAAGCUAGCAAAAAGUGAAUGCCUCCAAGAUUUAAAAGUGGUCUUCGUCUGCAACUAGUACAAUUAUCGGAGGUGAUGUUCCUGUAGUACUAGCGCCACUACUGUAGUCCCUAACAAGUCAUCUACUACUACUAGUACUGGUUUUGUCUUGUACUAGGAGGUAGGUGUCGCUGUUCUAAAGGUACUGAGAAUGCGGAGUAUUAAGUAAGCAGGAGCAGCGGUCCCCCCGAGAUUUUAUUGAGAUAACCUUCCCUUUCCCGCCUUUGGUCCUGACAGUAAAUGAUGGAGCUGCAAGUGCCGGUGAGCUCUUUGCUAAUAGGUGUGCAAUUUAGUCAGAUUCAAGCGCUGAGUUCUCACCUACUUCAAAGCUUAUUUAUACCAAGAUAACCUUCUUGAGGAUGAGAGGAUGAGUCGCACUUUUUAGCUCUGUCUUUCUAACCUAUUACGGCGCACGGAGUGGAUCCGGAAGGAUACCUCGUGAAUAUGAUCCGACAGAGGAGCACAGUUGUUCAGGCUGUAGAAAAACGCGCGACAGCGUUUUAAGGCUCCUUUAACUUUUAGCUCUUGUUAUUUGAUUAUCCAUCAAGUUCUAUGUAUAGGCCGCGGGUGGAAGAGCCCUCAAUUACAAAACUAUGCGCCUAUGUGAGCAACCCGGUCAGAAUCUUAUUUGAAACUUAUGACUUUUCUUGUGCCGUUUAUUUCACUUCUACAGAUUGAACUUUCCAUACACAACGUACUUAAUCUAAGCCGGAAUGCCUGGGGGUCGCUCAAGAAAUCAGGACUGUGGAUAGGCUAUUUUUAUUUGACAGGUAGAAGGGGACUUCUGGCGCUAUGGUUAUUUGAUUAUCCAUCAAGUUCUAUGUAUAGUCCGCGGGUGAGGGAUCUUCCACCCGUGAUUUGUAUAUUUAUUUUUUACACUCAACUGGUGAAAUACAAGGGAGAUGAUCACGAUAUUACUUCUCAGCCUGCUCAGGGGCUUAAUAAUAGAUUAUAUAUUCUUGACGCACGAGGGAUCUCCACCAUAGUUGGGAAGAUGAACUACGAUUGUAAUUGUGGAGCCGGAGACUACAUUUUUUACACUCUAAGAGAUGGCAGAAGGCAGUGGCAUCGUGAAGCGCAUGACGACUUGGUCCAGGACGCCGGACAACGAAUACAUAAAUGCCCGUAAGUCCAUUCGUGCAUCUCGUACAAGUUAAGGCAACGGAAUAGCCAUAGCAUGAGAAUGAGGCUAGAAGUGAAAACAAGGCAGGGGUCUCGUGCCUCUAGUUCAAACGACAUGGCGUGGGUCUCUGUCGUGUACUAGUUAAAGCAUGCCAUGAGAAUGAGUCUCGUACUAGUUAAAUAAGCAUGAGUCUCGUACUGGUUAUAGCAUGCCAUGAGUCUCGCACUAGUUAAAACAUGUUGGCGGGAGUCUGGUACCAGUUAAAACAUGACGGCGUGAGAUGAUGAAUCUCGAGAAGCAGUCCUCCUAGAAGAAGUUGUCCGCGUCCUGCAAUGAACUACCGACCCGGCUCUUCUAACUACGCAUGCGCCAGCAAGGAGUCACCGCAUCUCAAGACUUCAAGAAAUCAGCUUAUGAAGGGCACCAUUGACAGAAGAAAUUGCUGAACAAAGUUGCCUGUUCCUAGUGCCUCUGCUUCUCACCGGCAAAACUAUAUCUGCAGCACAGCUUCUACCUUGAAUACUAGUAAUCAGUCUGCUUUUUGACUUCGCCACUAGAGUAACAGUAAGUAGGUACGUACAAGUAGAAGAAGAAGAAUGGGCAUGAGCUAUGAGCUGCGUGAAGAUUGAGCAGGAACAUUUUCUAACUCAGAGCCCUAGGAAGCGGCGCCGGGCGAUCAUCUCAGAUUUUGCGAGGGUCGCGGGCCUCCGCGAGGUUUGCGGAUACCGUUCCCGAGAAUGAUGUGCCAAAUGAGGAAACGACGAAUGGGCAAGAGGAGAAGGAAUUGACGGAAAAAGAAGUCCUAGAGGUGCUUGCAGUCGAGAUUAGGGCUUUCUUUAAUGGUCACUGGCUUAUCUGAGAUUAAAUAGAUAGCAACUCAUUGACGUGGUAUCGUGUUGGCGCAUGCUUAUUCUUGUUCUUAUUGUGUCCGUGGCCACUUUGUUGUAGAAGACCGCCAACAACACCGGAUGUUGGAGGAGGCAUCCUUGCAGGGGGCGCUUAAGAGGAUGUCCCGGGCCCCCUUCCGCUCGGCUAACCUAACGCUGCCUGUAUUUGUCGGCUCUUAUCUCUUGCUUACCAGUUAUUAUGCUGUUGGCGGUCUUGGUCUUCUUCAACGUCAGCUCCUCUCUUAGUUAUUGAAGAUACAACAAACUGCACUCGUCUGGCUCUAAGAAACCGCGCGACUUAUUGACGGACUCUUAUCGAGUGGCAGAGGAGAGCAUGGCACAAGACGCUGAUGAGGAGGCUGUCCUUGGCACACCCAUAAUGAACAAGGCAAGCGACGGGUCUGUGAAAGGUGGUGAGCAAGGCGAUGACGUUAAGGCUAAGGCUGUUGUGCAACAUCUGGCUCUACUACUAACAAACUUUUAAGAAAAGAACGCGAGCACUAUGCUGUAUCGUAUUCGUUUUUGGUAGCCGGAUUCUGAUUCUUAGGCGGAGCAUAUGAUAUAUCUUUUUAUAUCUCUCCUAGUUAGGACGGCUCUACCACUAUUAGUAGGGGAAGCAAGAAGAGAUCGAAAUCAGGUUACCACUUGCCAGAGCAAUACACUACACUCCGUGUCCGUGUAGUGUCCAGUUGUGGAAAAUGCUCGAAAAUGGUGUGAUGGAUCCUUUCUAAUCCAAAGGACGAGGAAGAGCAGGCGGCUAUGCGCAAAUUGGCUACGCUGGCACCUGAUGGGACUUACGCUCGCGCGUUUAACUUCGCGAACACUUCGGUCAAAUGCACAAAUUGCCCGAGGUACUUGCUUUCCUUGAUUCGUCCUCUAUUCUAGAUUUGAAGCCAAAUGAUCUUUCAACUAGAGCAAUUCUCAUUCUUUAUUUGUAUUCUCCAAGAACAUAAACAUUCAUCCUGCUCCAGCAACUACACUCACAGCACUCGUUCUACCACUUCUCAGACUUCGCCCAUUCUCUCGCGUGAGUCGUGAUGACGACGACCCCUCAGCAAACGCCCGCCCAACCCUGAACCUGCGUCUCACCCGACUGGCUUCGAGAUUUCAGGACAAACAUAAAGUCGAUGAGGAGUUAGGGCAGUUUCUAAGUGGGCGAAAGCCUCUUUUCUUGAGUCUGAGUACACGACUUUUUCCUGUCAACAUAAUCGUGGUGUUUAAGAUAUUGAAGUAGAUGAGGACUUUUUAAGAAGGCACUUGUCGAACUCGGCUCAAGAAGUAAGUUCGUUGUUAGAGUGGCACGAUAUGUUAUAUCGUGCCGAUACCUUAUGAUUAUGUAAGACAAAUGGCAGUAGGUUUCUAUCAUCAUCUUCUUGUUCUUCUAACCUGCGACAUUCGCAGAGUGCGGCACGUGAUCGCGUUCGUUCAGCGUGAAAUGUUUAUGCGGUUCACGAUUCGAAGCAUUAUCAAACUCGUCACGUCCAGCGUCAUUCUCUUCGGUCCGCUCUUUAAGGCUCAAGAUAAUACCCUAUAAAUAUGAUCCAGCAUCUUCUUCUGCAUACUAAUUUUGGAGCUGUGGUUCUGUAAGACGCGUCCUUGGAGUUGGAGCUGUCGUCUUGUAAGGGAACUAAAGCAGCUGCAGACGCAGCUCAAGCAGAUGAAGAAAAUGAAUCUGGGUGAGGUGAGGUCUAAUCUCAUCGGCUUACUGACGGACAUUUCGAUGUCUCCUGGUUUUCCUCGACCGGAAAAAGAACUCACUGGCACACCCCGAAUCGAUGACCAGUACUUCGUGUACACGCUUUAUGAGAGAGGAUACUAAGCAGGACGAGGAGAAGCACAGUUAGUUUUUACUAGUGGAUGAGGUGGGUACACCUACACCCCUAAGGCAACCCCGUGUCAGUGCUCGUUUAGACUCUAACCUUCCAGUCUUUUUUUUUCACGGCUGUAACCCGGUGAGCCCUACCCUAACCCCCUGCUCUAAGAGCUAUCCUAUAGCCCUACCCUAACCCCCUCUGUUUUCUAACUUCUAGUCUUCUUCUUGACGGAUGUGGCCGUGUGGUCGUUGAUCACGUUUCAAGUGCAUUUUAAGGGCGUGCUGACUUGGCGGGAGAUGCUAGGAGCAUACAACGACCAGAUGUUUUCCUACGGACGUUUGCGACCAUCGGCGACCAUGGUGCUGUUAUGAAUCAGGUGAAGUUGAAGCUCUUGAGCUGGAAGUUGUUGUAGGCUGCAAUAUUGAAUAGAUGAAAGGCGUGGAUAUAGAAGUUCGAGGACAGGAGAACGGACAACUUCAACUUCUUGAAGAGUAGAUACUUAAGUUGUCCGUCGUUGUCCCUGAUAUUUCAGCAAGGUGGGCAAUCGCAUUCGCAGGUCACAAGGUGCGGGCAGUGUUGAAUAGAUGAAAGGCGUGGAAUUAGUUAGAAGUUGAAGGCUGCAAGAAGAGAGAUAAAUAAUAAGCUCGAGGGCAACUACUCCUACAGGAGAAAGACCUCCAGAAGUUGUAAGUACUAGCUGUGCAUCUACAUCAAUCUAUAAUUUCGACUAUAAUGCUAAUGGCGCCUCUUUUUUUCUAAUGCGUUGGCUCGGUUAUUGGGGACAGUUUAUGCUGGCGUUGCGAUGGCGCGCGUAUGGACCGAUUGGGCCUCUCCUUAAGGCCCACGAGAAGGUGAUGGACGGUUCUUCUUCUAAUUUUUUUCGGAUUUUGGAUGAAGGUGUGUGUAGUUAGAUUAGCGGACAAGAUCAAAGGCAAUUAUAGAAAGACGGCAUUGACUAUCAGCUACAAAGUAGAAGCUCAUCAGCUUCAGCAAGAGCAUUUUUUUAGAAGAGGAUAGGUGGGCGGUGGUAGGUAGAGAGCUACUAACCACGUCGACGCCGUCCUGCGACAUGAUAGUCAUAGAGACCAGCGGAAGCAGCUCUAAUUUUCAAGACGCAGUCGGUGUGGAGGUCGAGUACAAGCACUUUUUGCACUUCUGCCCAGGCAUUUACACGAAUUGGAUGUGA